AUGGAAACUGAUAAACUCGGCGAAUUAAAUCAAAAAAUUGCAGAAAUUAAGAAACGAAUUUUACUUGCUGAGGGACAGAAAACCGCGAAUACUGCGGAAUGGCAAAAGCAGAACCGUUUGAACAAUGAAACCAUUUCUACGAUUAAAAAGGAUAUAAAGGAACUCACAGUAAAAUGUGGACGCUUACGAAAUCCACUACAACGUUCUGUUAUUAUCAGAGAGACAAACAGUUUCGAUCAACAGAAGACAAUCGCCACACCCACAAUAGUUGUGGGUAAUGUUAAUUAUCCGAUUGGUGCCAAGUGUGCAGAUGAUGCCAUUUUUCUCACAGACCUAAAACUGACUGAACAUCGUAAACAAUUAGACUUGCUGAGACAUCGUUUUCAAAAUAGAAGACGACACUUCAAUAAACUAAUCAUAGAGUACCGAGCACUGAAGGCCAACAGAGAUGCACAAAAUCAGAAUUUAGGCGAAAAGCCACCAGAAACACUAGAAGAGGAUGCUAAUCGAAGGUUAGUUUGUAAGUUGGAAAAUGAAAUACACCGCACUAAAGUACAAUGGAUGGAAGCCGAACAUAUACGCAAAAAGUAUCGUUCCAUUCAGUCUUCACUCAAUAAUGACUCAGAACGUUUUGAGCGCAGUUUGCGUGAACUUGAAAUAAAAUUAUCCGAACAACAAACAGAAAUCAAUCAAUUGCAGCAAGUGCACAGUGAGGCUAUGGAAAUGCGUGAUUCGGCCAAAGUCAUACUGCAACGCCAAGAGCAGAACGCCAACUUAUCACAGAAGGCGCGAGAACGUCAAGCCGUAGAGUUUCGUAAACAAGUGGAACUGCGUAAAAUGGAGCUUGAACGUAUCGGUAGAAAACUCUUCUUUGAGGGUAAGACUUUGGUACACCAGGAUAGCAUUAGCUCUAGUACCGGCGAACAACUUACUGGCAAAAGUGAAAAAGAAGAAGAUCCCAAUUCACAGCUUGAAAGUGUCACAGCAAAUAUGGAAAAUUUAUUCAAGCAUUUAAUGGAGGUUACCGGUGCAACAUCGCCUACAGAAGUGUUGGCACGUUUUGAGUCACAGAAAGUAUCUGCUACACGUCUAACUUAUCUACGUAAUGCGGCUGAAGCUGAAAAAGCUGAAUUGGAGGCACAGCGAGAGAGUUUGACUAGAGAAUUGGAGGCUUCUAAAUUUACAGAAGUUAAGGAAACGGAAGUCUCUCAGGAGGUUGUAGAGAAUAUUAAGAAUAAAAUAGCGAGUUUGGAAGAGGACCAAAAGAAAAGCAAAGAAGAUAUAGAGAAAACAAUGUCAAUGCUACAGUAUAUAAAGGAUCAUUUAUGCGAAAUCAUCUAUAAAUUACAAGAAGUCGAUGAGAGUAAUAUUGUUUUAACUGAGAAAAAUGUAGACAUACCGCUCGAAAAUGUACCCAAAUAUUUGGCUGAUGAAGCGGAGGAUACUGAUUUUAUUAAUAUACUCAAAUUGAAGCUGCAAUUCUGCAAGGAGCUUGGUAAACAGCACGAAGCAGAUACUUCCGAGUCAUUGCAACUAGAAAUAGAGGAGGAUGAACUCUUAAUGCAAUCAGAACCACCAAAAUCACCUUUACUACAAGAAGGUGAAAAACCACAGCCGAUACCAAUGUGUUAUUUCAAUUUGUUGGCUGGACGAGCACAGCGCGCAGCAGGCACUGUAUCCACGUCACCGGAACAAGUGCCCGCAGCUGCUGCAGGUAAUGAUGAAGAAGCCGAAGUGCCAUCCCGCAAUUAUCUUAAACGUCAGUCUGCACUUUUAGUAGAGUCAAAAUCUAGACGUAAACCUUAUCGAUCCACACCAGCGACGAAGAGAAAAUAA
This is a messenger RNA of Teleopsis dalmanni, 1836 nucleotides long. RefSeq names its product centrosome-associated protein CEP250 (gene CCDC151). Bases 1 to 1836 code for a protein of 611 amino acids. Lineage: Eukaryota; Metazoa; Arthropoda; Insecta; Diptera; Diopsidae. The record is from RefSeq and is a predicted model, not a curated record. Gene Ontology annotation, biological process: outer dynein arm assembly; cilium movement. Gene Ontology annotation, cellular component: cilium. The transcript is spliced from 8 exons.